Telopea speciosissima is the source of this 584-nucleotide messenger RNA. Its product is annotated as upstream activation factor subunit UAF30. NCBI's taxonomy places the organism in Eukaryota, Viridiplantae, Streptophyta, Magnoliopsida, Proteales, Proteaceae. The record is from RefSeq and is a predicted model, not a curated record. Gene Ontology annotation, cellular component: nucleus. Bases 94 to 396 code for a protein of 100 amino acids. The transcript has 2 exons.
CGUCUAAAGUGUAGAGUGUAGACAAACAAAAACACCCAAAGGGGAGGCAACGUUCUCCGACGCAAAUUGCAGAAAGCAGAAGGGAGGAGAGAGAUGCUGCCGCAGCGCGCCAAAAUUGCCCUUCAAGCGAACCCGAAGAAGGUGGGGAAUCUCAUUGACCUGGUUAAUCUACCUUCGACACUUCGAGAGUUCGUGGGUCAGUCUCAGAUCUCCCGUUUGGGUUGUUUCAUGCGCGUCUGGUCCUACAUCAAGACCAACCAUCUCCAGGAUCCAAACAACAGGAAUGUGGUUAAUUGUGAUGAAAAGUUGAGGAGUAUUUUGUUGGGUAAGGCUCAGGUGGAAUUGGUUGAACUCCCCAUGUUGAUCAAGCUCCACUUUCCUAAAGAACCCAAAUGAUUGUAUUUAAUAUGAUAUUUAAAUACCUCAUUUUCCCAGGUCAUAUCCAUAGUGAAGCAUCUAUAGAAACUUUUUUGUUUCCUUUUGGUGUGUUUUGGUAGGAAUUACUGCAAAAAGAGCUGUACCAACUUGUAGUCUGCUAUAGGAACAUUGUCUUCUGGUCUGACAAACAACAAAAGAGAUUGUAU